AUGGGGGGUCAAUCUGAUCCGUCCCAUGCAAAACCUCUUACGUAUUCUGAGAAACUUGUUGGGAAGAAAACGCUACCAACAACCUCUUAUGACCUAAGCUCGCUUCCAAACCCUACUGUUAAAGAGGGUAAGCCAUCGGUGAUAAUUCCUGAAGAUUUUUAUAAAGAGGGUUGUGAAAUAUGGAAGUUUAGUCUCAUUGGGGGACUAGAUUUUAACGAUCUUAAUUUCAUUGAUGUGAAGAAAACCUUUGAAUCUCAAUGGCAUCUUGGUGAUGGGCGUGUCCACUUCAUUCCUAUGGUUCGUGGAUUUUUUAUUAUCAAAUUGAAAUCGCAGGAAGAUAAGGAUAAGUUGUUUGAUGCUGAAGCAUGGAUUGUUGAACAUCAAAAGCUUAGUCUUUUGGAAUGGUACCCUAGUUUUGAUCCUCAAAGACAAAAAACAUCCCAUGCUUCCGUGUGGGUUAAGUUUCCAGGCUUGCCAAUGGAGUUUUGGUUGGAGAAGACGCUGUUAUCUAUGGCAAAAUCUUUGGGGACUCCUAUUGUGGUGGAUAAGCUCGGAGGUUUAAAUUUUUGGCAGCCAAUUGAUAUUUGUAAGAAACCAAAAUUCUGUACUCAUUGUAAAAUCAUUGGGCAUAAUGAUGGAGAAUGCAGAAAGAAGCAAAAUAACGUGAGCAAACAACAAGGGAAUGCUCGGCAGAACAUUGUUGAAAAGAAUGCGAGUGGUUUAAUUAUUUCGGAAUGGAAGCCAAAGAAGAAUGGUACUAACAGUACUAUACAACAUGGGGAUUCUCAAGGUUCAGUUGGGGAUAACGAGCAGGUUCAGAGUGCAGCUCAUUGUCUGAACACGCAAGUAAAUGGGACUACUGUUGGGGGCAGUAAUGUUCCUAAUAGUAACACUGAAUGGCAGGAAGCUGAGCAUAAGAAAAAAGGAAAGAAAGCUCCAUUAAUUGAUGAAGACUAUACACUAGCAGAUGACGCUCAACACAAUGGUAAGCAGCAAUUUGAAUUCAGUUCGGAAAACCUUGAACUUCUUGCACAGCUCAAAGCUCAAGUGGAACAAGGUGUUGAAUUAAGUGCUGAAGAGCGUAUUGUUUUGGAGCUUGGAAAAAAAAUGGAAGAAGAUUUAGCUAAUUUAAAGAAGAUUCGUGAGGAUUUGAAAAGAACUACACAGGCGAAAGUUAAUGCUAGAGGAGUUUUAUCUCCGAACAAAUUUAGUGUGUUACAGUCCAAGGAAAACACGGAAAUCCAAACGCACUUAUACUUUGGACGUGAAGAAUUUGAAACCAACAAGGACUCUUUUUGCUCGGAUUCAAAGUCGGGCUUGCAUACCCAGACCAAGUUUUUAGAAGUUAUUUAUUUUACCCUUUUGGUUUUUGGGGGUAGGGGGCCUUGUGUCCUCUGCUUGUAA
Messenger RNA from Papaver somniferum (opium poppy), 1404 nucleotides. RefSeq lists its product as uncharacterized. The coding region runs from base 1 to 1404 and encodes 467 amino acids. NCBI's taxonomy places the organism in Eukaryota, Viridiplantae, Streptophyta, Magnoliopsida, Ranunculales, Papaveraceae. The transcript is spliced from 4 exons. The record is from RefSeq and is a predicted model, not a curated record.